Gongylonema pulchrum is the source of this 507-nucleotide messenger RNA. The record is from the annotation of a GenBank genome assembly. NCBI's taxonomy places the organism in Eukaryota, Metazoa, Nematoda, Chromadorea, Rhabditida, Gongylonematidae.
AUGUGGCUACGUUUUGUUGACGAAUUUUGCCCGCGCGUACCGUAUAUUUUGAAAAUGGACGAUGAUGUGGUGGUCAAUCUUUAUGGUUUAAUGAAAGUGCUACAAAUGCGAAGCAAGCCGAAUUCUACAUUACCUUUCCAGUCCAAUACGAUCGCUUGCGCUGCCUGGCAAGACGCCACUAUUGUGCGCGAAAAUUCCAAAUGGAUGGUCCCAUAUGAAAUAUAUCCGUAUGAUGGUUAUCCGGUGUGUUGUAACGGCUGGUACUAUUUGAUGAAAAGUGAACUGGUGGAUGAUGUGCACAUAACGGGACAUAUGGCGCAGCGUGUCGGCGCGCAGCACGAAAGCUGGAUUAUGGUGAACAGGGUAUAUCCUGGAGCAAAAGCAAAACCUCAUAUUUUAUUUGUAAUUCUUCAGUCAAUGGAUGAGCGCAAGAAACUGUGGCGAGAUUUUCUAUCCUUAUACGGAUAUCAGUCCGGCAGUGUAAACGCUCAGCAGACCAAACCUUAG